AACGCUUUGUACAGGCGCUACUCUCUCACCCAGUUACGCUAUUGGGUGCCAAGGAUAUCAAACGCAGUGUGGCAUCUCGACACCCUUCGGAAGUAUUCGAUGCUUUAACUGUCAAUGUGCAUCCCGAGAUCGUACCGAUGGGCGUUCAUAGUG
Sphaeroforma arctica JP610 is the source of this 153-nucleotide messenger RNA. RefSeq lists its product as hypothetical. The annotation marks the transcript as partial. The transcript has a single exon. The record is from RefSeq and is a predicted model, not a curated record. NCBI's taxonomy places the organism in Eukaryota, Ichthyosporea, Ichthyophonida.